This is a messenger RNA of Caenorhabditis angaria, 1042 nucleotides long. The record is from the annotation of a GenBank genome assembly. Lineage: Eukaryota; Metazoa; Nematoda; Chromadorea; Rhabditida; Rhabditidae.
AUGCGUCGAUUUAUCCUAAUUUCCACAUGCUUGGUGGGUUUUUUAAUGACCAUUUUUGAAACUAAUAAAAAACUUUCAUCUUUUAAAAAUUAAUUUUGCUUUCCAGGUGCUUGCUCACGCUGGCAUCGACAUUUGUGAAUACUACAAACUCAUCGGCAAACUUUCCGAGCAUCCCGAGUGCGCAAAACAAUUCCCAACUCCCGCGCCAACCACCGAAGCACCGAAGAAUCGGUUUCUGCUCGAGUUCAGCAGCGCUGAUUCAGUGCACAGCCGACGCGCAAACUUGCCCACUCUCCGGGCAGGUUUGUAUUCAAUCCGAUGGUAAUAAAUGCUGUCAAAUCGUCACUGCAGGUAAUUUAUUUUUCCGAAAUUUUUUAUUUAAAAAAAAACUAGCAAACUUUCAGGAAUCCCAGCAUCUGAGAUCAACAGUAAAUCAGGAUCUUGUCCACGUCCUUUGGGAAUUUCAGUCCUUCAAGACACCACAAUCGGUUGUUGGAUGGACUCAAAUUGCCCAGGAAUUCAAAAAUGUUGCGUCGAGCCAAACCCGGUCACCAAUUCCGCCACGAGAAUCUGCAGAGAUCCAGUCGGCAUCUCAUCCACCAAUCUCUGCUCUCUCCCCCUCGCUGUUGGAUCUUGUACAGCUCCAGCCAUCCGUUUCUACUAUGACGCAUCGUCGGGAAGAUGUAAUCAAUUCAUGUUCAGUGGAUGUGGAGGAAACGCGAAUAAUUUCCAAUCCCUGGCUUCCUGCCAAGCAACUUGCGGGCAUAGCGGAGUUACCGGAACUCCAGCUUGUCCAGCUGAUGCUAAUGCUGGUUUGAAUUGUCUUUUCGCUCACGCCGAUGCUUGCAACAGUGAUCGUGAUUGUCUAGGAAGAGAGAACACCGUAAGUCAUUUUGCUCCUUUUUCCAAAUUCAAUUGUUCUUUUUCUGCUCACUUUUUCCCCUUCCCUCACUUCAAUAAAAAACUUAAGUUCACAAAUUUCCAGGCUCAACCAUCAUGUUGUAUGACUAGCUGUGGAUACAAAAUCUGCUAUCAAUAUUAA